Messenger RNA from Myiozetetes cayanensis, 3571 nucleotides. Its product is annotated as DNA (cytosine-5)-methyltransferase 1-like. The transcript has 19 exons. Gene Ontology annotation, molecular function: zinc ion binding; chromatin binding; DNA binding. Gene Ontology annotation, cellular component: nucleus. Lineage: Eukaryota; Metazoa; Chordata; Aves; Passeriformes; Tyrannidae. The record is from RefSeq and is a predicted model, not a curated record. The annotation marks the transcript as partial.
AACCCUCCCAAAACUGGGAAAACUCUUCUUAAAAUUAAGAGAACUCUCCCAAACUUGGGAAAACCCUCCCAAAACCAGGAAAACCCUCCCAAAACCGGGGAAAACCCUCCCAAAAUUUGGAAAGCCCACCCAAAAGCGUGGGCUGAGCGCCGUGCCCGUGUCCCCAGGCGGGCCGUUCGGCGCCAGGCCAUCCGGCACCCCACGCGCAUCGACAAGGAGCGGGGGCCCACCAAGGCCACCACCACCAAGCUGGUGUACCACAUCUUCGACACCUUCUUCUCGGAGCAGAUCGAGAAGGACGAGCGCGAGGAGGACAAGGAGAACUCCACCAAGCGCCGGCGCUGCGGCGUCUGCGAGGUGUGCCAACAGCCCGAGUGUGGCAAGUGCAAGGCCUGCCAGAACAUGGUGAAGUUCGGGGGCAGCGGGAGGAGCAAGCAGGCCUGCCUGCAGAGGAGGUGUCCCAACACUGGCCGUGAGGAGGCAGAUGAGGACGAGGAGGUCGACGACAACGUCCCCGAGGUGCCCUCGCCCAAGAAGAUGCUCCAGGGCAGGAAGAAGAAGCAGAACAAGAGUCGGAUCUGCUGGGUGGGGGAGCCCGUCAAGAGGGAUGGCAAGAAGGAUUACUACCAGCGCGUCUGCAUCGACUCGGAGACGCUGGAGGUCGGCGACUGCGUCUCCGUCAGCCCCGACGACCCCACCAAGCCCCUCUACCUGGCCAGGGUGACAGCCAUGUGGGAGGACAGCAGCGGGCAGAUGUUCCACGCGCACUGGUUCUGCCCGGGCUCGGACACGGUGCUGGGGGCCACCUCGGACCCUCUGGAGCUCUUCCUGGUGGACGAGUGCGAGGACAUGCAGCUCUCCUACAUCCACGGCAAGGUCAACGUGGUCUACAAGGCGCCCUCCGAGAGCUGGGCCAUGGAGGGAGGGCAGGACAUGGAGGUGAAGGCGGUGGAGGACGACGGCAGCACCUACUUCUACCAGCUGUGGUACGACCAGGAGUACGCGCGCUUCGAGAGCCCGCCCGACGCCCGCCCCGCCGACGACAACAAGUACAAGUUCUGCCUGAGCUGCGCCCGCCUGGACGAGGUGAGGCACAAGGAGAUCCCCAGGGUGGCCGAGCCCUUGGGGGAGGAGGACGGGAAGAUUUUUUACGGCUCGGCCACCAAGAACGGCGUCCGCUACCGCGUGGGGGACGGGGUCUACCUCCUGCCCGAGGCCUUCUCCUUCAGCGUGAAACCGGCCAGCCCGGCCAAGAGGCCCAAGAAGGAGGCUGUGGACGAGGAGCUGCACCCCGAGCACUACAGGAAAUACUCGGAGUACAUCAAGGGCAGCAACCUGGACGCCCCCGAGCCCUUCCGCGUGGGGAGGAUCAAGGGCAUCUUCUGCAGCCUCCGCAGCAACGGCAAACCCAACGAGGCCGACAUCAAGAUCAGCGUCUACAAGUUCUACAGGCCGGAGAACACCCACAAGUCCACCAAGGCGGGCUACCACGCCGACAUCAACCUGCUCUACUGGAGCGACGAGGAGGCCACCGUGGAGUUCCGCGCCGUGCAGGGAAAGUGCUCGGUGGUCUACGGGGAGGACCUGGCCCAGAGCAUCCAGGAGUACUCCCUGGGGGGGCCUGACCGCUUCUACUUCCUUGAGGCUUACAACGCCAGGACCAAGAGCUUCGAGGAUCCCCCGAACCACGCCCGCAGCUCCGGGAACAAAGGGAAAGGGAAAGGGAAAGGGAAAGGGAAAGGCAAAGGGAAGGCCCCGAGCCCCGAGCGGGGUGAGGAGGAGGAGGAGGCCGAGCCCAAAGCCCCCAAACUGCGGACCCUGGACGUGUUCUCGGGCUGUGGGGGCCUCUCCGAGGGUUUCCACCAGGCAGGAGUCUCAGAGACGCUGUGGGCUGUGGAAAUGUGGGAACCAGCUGCCCAGGCCUUCCGCCUGAACAACCCCGGGGCCACGGUGUUCACCGAGGACUGCAACGUCCUCCUCAAGCUGGUGAUGGGGGGCGAGAGGACCAACUCCCUGGGCCAGAAGCUGCCCCAGAAGGGGGACGUGGAGAUGCUGUGCGGGGGACCCCCCUGCCAGGGCUUCAGCGGCAUGAACCGCUUCAACUCCCGCACCUACUCCAAGUUCAAGAACUCCCUCGUGGUUUCCUUCCUCAGUUACUGUGAUUAUUACCGACCUCGCUUCUUCCUGCUGGAAAACGUCCGGAAUUUCGUGUCCUUCAAGCGCUCCAUGGUGCUCAAACUCACCCUGCGCUGCCUCGUCCGCAUGGGCUACCAGUGCACCUUCGGGGUGCUGCAGGCAGGGCAGUACGGGGUGGCCCAGACCCGCCGCCGGGCCAUCGUGCUGGCGGCGGCCCCCGGGGAGAAGCUGCCGAUGUUCCCCGAGCCCCUGCACGUCUUCGCCCCCCGCGCCUGCAAGCUCAGCGUGGUGGUGGACGACAAGAAGUUCGUCAGCAACAUCACCAGGACGUAUUCCGGGCCUUUCCGCACCAUCACGGUUCGGGACACGAUGUCGGACCUGCCUGAGAUCCGGAACGGGGCCUCUGCCCUGGAGAUCUCGUACAACGGGGAGCCCCAGUCGUGGUUCCAGCGGCAGAUCCGCGGCUCCCAGUACCAGCCCAUCCUCAGGGACCACAUCUGCAAGGACAUGAGCGCGCUGGUGGCGGCGCGGAUGCGGCACAUCCCGCUGGCGCCCGGCUCCGACUGGAGGGACCUGCCCAACAUCGAGGUGCGCCUGUCGGACGGCACCACCACCCGCAAGCUGCGCUACACCCACCACGAGAGGAAGAACGGCCGCAGCAGCUCCGGAGCACUGCGCGGCGUCUGCUCCUGCGCCGAGGGGAAGCCGUGUGACCCGGCCGACCGGCAGUUCAACACCCUCAUCCCCUGGUGCCUCCCCCACACCGGCAACCGGCACAACCACUGGGCGGGGCUCUACGGCCGCCUGGAGUGGGACGGCUUCUUCAGCACCACCGUCACCAACCCCGAGCCCAUGGGCAAGCAGGGCCGGGUGUUGCACCCCGAGCAGCACCGCGUGGUGAGCGUGCGGGAAUGCGCCCGUUCCCAGGGAUUCCCGGACACCUACCGGCUCUUCGGGAACAUCCUGGACAAGCACAGACAGGUCAGCCCACGCCCUGCCACCCUGGGGUCCCCAUGUCCCCAUGUCCCCAUGUCCUGGAGUCCCAGUGUCCCCAGUGUCCCAUUAUCCCGUUAUCCCAUUGUCCUGUUAUCCCAGUGUCACCAGUAUCCCAUUAUCCUGGUGUCCCACUAUCCCAUUAUCCCAGUGUCACUGCUGUCCCAUUGUCCUGUUGUCCCAGUGUCACCAAUAUCCCAUUAUCCCAUUGUCCUGGUGUCCCAUUAUCCCAUUAUCCCAUUGUCCUGUUAUCCCAGUGUCACCAGUGUCCCAUUAUCCCAUUAUCCCAUUGUCCUGUUAUCCCAGUGUCACCAGUGUCCCAUUAUCCCAUUAUCCCAUUGUCCUAGUGUCCCAGUGUCCCAUUAUCCCAUUAUCCCAUUGUCCUGGUGUCCCUGUUGUCCCUGAUGUCCCCAUUAUCCCCAUUGUCCCCACUGUCCCCAUU